Molecule: messenger RNA, 2124 nt
Organism: Conger conger (European conger)
Lineage: Eukaryota; Metazoa; Chordata; Actinopteri; Anguilliformes; Congridae
Gene: tnfaip6
Product: tumor necrosis factor, alpha-induced protein 6
Exons: 6
Coding region: 351-1697 (448 amino acids)
Biological process (GO): negative regulation of inflammatory response; cell adhesion
Molecular function (GO): hyaluronic acid binding
Source: RefSeq, a predicted model, not a curated record
GUGAAAGCUGAACUAGGAAACGUUGCGAAACCAAUCCUCUGGAACGAUACGCUAGUUGGCUAGAUUUCAUUAGCAUUACUCGUCACCACUAUCCUUCGAGGGGGUUACAACCAUCGAGAUGGUUGCAACGUGUUUUUUUUCUUUUCUUUCUUUCUUUCUCACUCCUUGUCACAGAGCUGUGUUGGAAAUUCCUUGUUGACUCUGCAGGAAAUUCCUUGUUUUGAGAAACGUCGCCUGACCUCACGGAGUCCACCAGCAGGCAGCGCGGCUAUAAAAGUCUGGACGCCAGAUUGGCCUCGGGCACAGCGCGAGCACUGGAGUUCCCCCUGUACGCGGCGCGAGACGUAGGGAUGCUCCUGUUCGGACUCAUCUGCACCGCCUGCUUCGUCCUGGAGGAGACGCAGGCGUGGGGCUACAAAAAUGGAAUACUACACAACUCCAUAUGGCUGGAACAAGCAGCUGGGGUGUACCACCGUGAAUCGCGCAAAGGGAGGUACCAGCUGACCUACGUGGAGGCCAAAGCAGUGUGCAAAUAUGAGGGGGGAAAACUGGCCACCUACGAGCAGUUGGAGGCAGCCCGGCAAAUAGGGCUCCAUGUUUGUUCCGCGGGCUGGUUCGAUCGAGGCCGCGUGGGUUACCCCAUUGUCAAGCCCGGCUCCAACUGCGGCUUUGGCAAAAUUGGCAUCGUCGACUAUGGCUACAGGCUGAACAAGAGCGAGAGGUGGGAUGUCUUCUGCUACAACCCCACCGCUAAAGAGUGUGGAGGAGUCCUAACAGACCAGCAGAGGAUCAUCCAGUCGCCAGGGUACCCAGAGGAGUAUGAGGACGAGCAGAUCUGCUACUGGCACAUCAGGGUGCGCUACGGACAGCAGAUCCACUUGCGAUUUCUCGAGUUUGAUGUGGAGGAUGACACCGGCUGUCUCGCAGACUACCUGGAGAUCUACGACAGCUAUGAUGACGUUGCAGGCUUCGCCGGGAGAUUCUGUGGUGAUGAGCUCCCAGAAGAUUUGCUCAGCACAGGGAAUGUCAUGACCCUGAAGUUCCUGUCAGACUCUUCAGUCACUGCAGGCGGGUUUCAGCUGGAGUACCAGGCUGUGGACUUGACUGAACCCAUCCCAGAGCCCUUUAUUCUAGAGAUGGAGCCAACCACCCCUGAGCCCUUUGUUCUAGAGACGGAGCCAACCACCCCUGAGCCCUUUGUUCUAGAGACGGAGCCAACCACCCCUGAGCCCUUUGUUCUAGAGACGGAGCCCACCACCCCUGAGCCCUUUGUUCUAGAGACUUUAUUCUCCUCCAACAGCUCUGAUACAUUUAGUCCACUGAUUGACUCCACGUACAACACUUCUGAUCCAUUUAGUCCACUGAUUGACUCCACGUACAACACUUCUGAUCCAUUUAGUCCAAUGAUUGACCCCACAUAUAACACCUCUGAUCCAUUUAGUUCAAUGAUUGACUCCAUGUACAACACCUCUGAUCCAUUUAGUCCAAUUAUUGACUCCAUGUACAACAGCUCUGAUACAUUUAGUCCAAUGAUUGACUCCAUGUACAACAGCUCUGAUACAUUUAGUCCAAUGAUUGACUCCAUGUACAACAGCUCUGAUACAUUUAGUCCAAUGAUUGACUCCAUGUACAACAGCUCUGAUACAUUUAGGCCAAUGAUUGACUCCAUGUACAACACCUCUCAGUCUUUUAGUUAAUUGACUGACCAAUGACAGAGCAGAUCAGCUGUACCAGACUCAAUCGUUUUUUAAACAUACGUAUGUCAUAUUUAUGUUUUUACUUUUGUAACCUACUACUUUUUAUAGUGUGGUAUAUUAAAAAUGUACCCCAUUCAAUUUCUGUUCUGCUUGUGAAACAGAUUUGGUCUUAAUUGUUUUGUUUAUUGCAAAUUCACAUUUGCUGAAACUUUAAUCUUAUUUAUAUUUAUCAAUGCCAUUGAGCAAUUGAAAGUUCUGAUUGAAAGGCGCGAGUAGAAUUUCACCUUUAAAAAUGAUUGAAUAAUUAAUGUUCAUUAAACUUACACUUUGAGUUUAAUGAAUGAGUUUGAACAUACUUCACAAUAAAAUUACUAAUUAAUUGCAAUUUCUCAUGUAAACAGAUGCUUAAUUUUGUGGCAUUCAGACA